Solanum lycopersicum (tomato) is the source of this 780-nucleotide messenger RNA. Its product is annotated as FCS-Like Zinc finger 5-like. Lineage: Eukaryota; Viridiplantae; Streptophyta; Magnoliopsida; Solanales; Solanaceae. The record is from RefSeq and is a predicted model, not a curated record.
UUCAUCGUAUGUGACACUACUUCCUUUCCAAACAAAAUUAGACUUCAUAAAUGCUUGACGUGGAAGCAGAAUCAAACUAUUUUUUUAUCCAUUAAAAUAAAAACAGAGAAUCAAACGGUUCAGAUUCACUUUAUUUUUCUUCUGAAUUCCAAUUUGUUCUUCAAAAUCAAAAUAUGUUGGGGAAAAGGGGCCGUCCACCGAUGAGGAGAACGACGAGCAUGACAGGGAUCACCGUUGAUGUAGGUACUGGAACUGAAUCGGAGCCGUCUGAUUGUAAUAAGCCUAAAAUUACGGUGGAUGAGAUUAAGAGUUCGUCGGUAAUCAUGGGUGGAUAUAGUUCUGUGCCGGCGAUGGUGUCACCGAGAUACCAACGGAGAAUCUCCGGCGAAGGUUUUGAAAGAGAAAGGGCUAAUUUUCUGAGAAUUUGUGGCCGUUGUAACCGCCGAUUGAUUAAUGGACGAGAUAUCUACAUGUACAGGGGUGAUGCAGCAUUUUGUAGUAUAGAGUGUAGAGAAGAACAAAUGAAGCAAGAUGAAAGAAAUGACAAGUCUAAAAUUAAGCCAGAAAAUCAUCACAAUCACUCUGAAUUUCAUUCUGCUAAAUCUGAUACUUCCAGCAACAAUGACACCAUUGCCGCAGCUUGAAGAAGAUCAUAUGGUAAAUGAAAGAGAAUAGGCGUUUUAGUAAAAUUUUAAAGUAUGUAUUGCUAUUUUACACAAACUUACUCUAAGUUCAAAUGCUACGUUCUAAGAUUCAAUCCCUCCUUGUGUUGUUUUUUUU